GGCCCGGGACUUCCGGACCUGGUGUCGCCUUGGCAGGGCGGUCGUGGUAGAGCCCGCUGCCUUCUAGACGAGCAAGCGAGCUUCUGCCUGCCGUUCUCGGGAAAUGGACUCAGAAGUCAAGGAAGAAGUUCCCGUGCAUGAGGAAUUCAUUUUAUGUGGUGGAGCUGAAACCCAGGUUCUAAAAUGCGGGCCCUGGACUAACCUCUUUAAGGACCCAAGUGUCACCAGGCCUAAGCUGCUUAUUUUCAUUAUCACUGGCAACCCGGGUUUUUCUACCUUUUAUGUGCCGUUUGCAAAGGCUUUAUACUCUGCAACAAACAGACGCUUUCCAGUUUGGGUUAUCAGUCAUGCCGGGCAAGUUGUGGCUCCCAAAGACAAGAAGAUUCUCGCAACCCCAGAUGAUCCAAAUGCUCAAGAAAUCAAGGACAUCUAUGGGCUCAGCGGUCAAAUAGAACACAAGCUGGCUUUCCUGAGAACUCACGUGCCCAAGGAGACCAAACUGGUGCUCAUCGGCCAUUCAAUAGGCAGCUACAUUUGCCUCCAGAUCCUGAAGCACGCCCCUGAGAUGCCAAUAAUCCGCGCCUGUCUGCUCUUCCCAACAAUUGAGCGAAUGUCCGAGACGCCCAAUGGCAGGAUCGCCACCCCGCUCCUGUGCUGGCUUCGGUAUGCUCUCUACGCUUCCAGCUACUUGCUCCUGAAACCAUGUCCAGAGACACUCAAGUCCUGGCUCAUCAGAAUGGCCCUUCAGAGGAUGAACUUGCAGAGUGAACAUUCACUGCUGAGCGUGCUGGAGCCCUUCUGCCUUGCUAAUGCUGCCUACCUUGGGGGCCAAGAAAUGAUGCAGGUGGUGAAGAGAGACAAUGAAACCAUAAAGGAACAUUUAUCCAAGCUUACAUUUUACUAUGGGACUAUCGAUCGUUGGUGUCCAACAGAGUUCUAUGAAGACAUAAAGAAAGAUUUUCCAGAAGGAGAUAUUCGACUCUGUGAGAAGAAAAUACCUCACGCUUUUGUGCUCUACUCCCACCAGGAGAUGGCUGACAUGGUGGCCGACUGGCUGAGGGACGAUCUGGCCAAAAUAGACGCAGCGGAGUAAGGAAACGGGGACUGACCGCUGGCGCAGAGAGGCGGUGGGGGCACUGACUCUCAGCAGGAAGCAGUAGACUUAGUAGGUAAAUGCUGAAUUUCAACGUUUGAUGGUGGAAGUGAAACAAAGUGAGAACCUCUUGGCCUAAACACUACCAGCUCCCAGCUUCCCACAGUACAGGCUGAAGUAAACACAGCUAAUGAAACAUUCCUUAUGUUUAACCGCACACUUUCCGAGACUCAGGAACAUAAUGAUCCAAACGGGUCUCUGAUGUCUGCAAGAGUGGCCCAGGGCCACCAUGCAGUCUACUUGGGCAGGCAGGGUCCUUGCAGACAAAAGGACGUCUAAAUUUAGUUGGUUUUGACUUACGUUACAGAAAAGGCUGUCCUACAGGGGAUGACGGAAUGUCAGCUAGGAAAUGUGGGAGACCAGCGAGCGUUCAGUGUAUGGUCAGACACGUGGAGUGCAGAAGCUCAGGAGAAGGUUAUACUCACACUCCAGACCUUGGCAGUGGACCGGAGUCUCCCUUAAGGACAGGAGCCAAAGAUCAGCCCAGACUCCUUUGCAGAGGUCUUGGCUGAGAUCAUCAGAAUCGGGCCGGGUCCCGAGGACAGUCUGCAGGCAGACCUGUGUCACAAACCAGCAGGGCAGCCUGUGCCUGCCCACCGGUGGCACAGGCCCCAGCAGAGCCGACCUCAGGGGAGACACUGCCCAUGCCCACCUCUGAGAAGCGUCCCCGAGGAGCGCGACUUCCUGGCCUACCUGCACUAGACAGAGACUCGGGUUCACCAGGCAUUCCUCUGCUCACCUAAGCAGACAAGAGUCGUUGAGGGGUCCUGCUACAUCUCCCACCGCAAGACAGCCAGCGGGCCCUGUUUCUCCAGAGCCGGAGUGAGGAGGCCCUGACUUGCCCUGGACCAGCCUGUGCCUACCCAAUGCAGCUGCCCCUUCUGAGCUUUCCUUCCGGGGAGCUCCCGUGAGGACCAGCAGUGAGCCAAGUACUGUGCUAGCCACUGAGGAUAGAGUCUUAGCUAUAAUUAUGAUUCUUUUCUUCUUCUACUAAGUAAUUUUCAAAAGGGCAUCUUUAAAUUGCUGAGUUGAGAAUUUCCAUUAUCGUAAAUGAUUGUUCCAUUUCUGCAUUAGCGUAUUAGUUGUAAAGAAAUUGUUUUACUAAUGAACCAAAAUGAGCCAUUCAAUUAUGUAAACUCACCUUCUGUGGGCACCUUGAGAUCCAGCAGAGAAGCAGCUAGCCCUGCAGCCUAGAGCUGGCCGCCAAUACCGCUGCCUUCCCCAGACCGACUCGGGCCUGGGGCCUCGGUAGCCGGUCAUCGCACCGAGUGUGGUGGCAACUGACCACGUGGAGCAGAAACAUUCCGUUUUCUCCUGGAGGGAUCCUUCAGGCUUGAGGACAACGGGAUGGAUGUUGGCCUUCCUCUCAGAACCCAAAGCCCCUGAUGAAAGAUGCAGCCCCAAUACGCUGCCAGCCCCGUGGUGAGUGCCGAACUGGUUACUAGCAGGCAGGGCUUCCACAUUAGAGCAAAGGAGUUUUGGAGGGGCAGAUCCAAGCUGCAGGCAAGGAGUGUUCUCGGCUCUAGAGAGGAGGAGCUGGGACACACCUAGGCCACUGGCACAGGGCUGCACACGGACCCCCCGUCAGCACCUGCAUGGGAAGGCCUUGGAGAGAUCCGCUGUCAGCAGCUGGGACUCCUGGCUGGGAAGAACCUUGCAUACAGGAGGUGCUCAGCAGUGCCGACUUGAGCACUGGAGCAAGGGCCGGGUGGACCACACCUACCGAAAUAAAGAACAGCAUCCCCGGCUCUCUUCUGGUGUCGUUCCAUGACCUUACUCCAUGUUCCAAAAGUCCACAUGUAUGAAACUGUAUCUCAUGUUGUUUUGCAGAACUUAAAAAUGAUCAAAAGUAAAAUGAUAAAAUAAAAUACCACUGGCUCUCAUUUCCUGUUUAUCAUCUAGGCACCAAAUAAAUUUUUGAAAUAAAUGGUUUUCCAGCGCAUGUGAGCCCGCCUGGCGCGACCCUCCUUUGCUGGGGGCUGGGCGCGGUCUGAACCGCGCUCCUCAGUGGGACUCGGGCCGGGGUCCCUCUGUGAAGUGGAGAAGCCACUGCUCUCCGUGUUUCCUUCAGAGAAGGGAGAGUCAGAUUUCAGGGGGUUGAGGCUCAUCGUAUUUCAUUAGGAAUUGAACAAUUGGCUGUAUAAAUGCCUCCGUGCCGUGCAUGCGUCUGAGGUGAUAAGGUGUGUGAACUCUAGAGGUCUCACAGCCUGUGCAAGGCUCAGGCAGCUUCGUCGGGUUGCUCCAUGCCCCACUGUCCUCAUGCGCAGGACAGGACGGAUAUUAGUGCGUUCCUCAUACUGUUGGAAGAAUCAAAGAAGGUGAUAAAAUUAAAGCCUUUAGCGCAAUGCCUGAUCAAGAGUAUAUCUUAAUAAAGAUUGGCUGUAAUAAUACUGAUGAUUAUUAUUAACUAUUAUAAUACUGAAAAUAAAAGGAUGAGACUGAUAAGCAGUAGGUGAAAUCUAUUUUUCCAGAAGCAUUUCUGCCUCUGUGUCCCAGCCAGCCGCCUGGAUGGCCCUCGCCAGAGAUUUAACUUCCUGUGGGGUUGGCGGGUGAGAAGGAAGAGCCUACACUGGAGUGUGACCCAUGCCCUCGGUGGCUCUCGGGCUGCUCCGGACCCCGGGACAGGUCUCCCGGGCAGCCAGCCCCGUGGCUCUCGUGGCUGAUGUCCGAGGCAGCCAGUGACCUGCAAAGGCUUGAUUGUUCUUCACCCUACGCUGUAUUAAACUUAAAUUCAAUUCCAGAUUGAAGGAGACGGGCCAAUAUAAUGCAACCCCUGAUUCUGGGCUCAAGGUUAUUAACACAAAAACACCCUGUUGGGACCACGUGCACACUUGAGAGGGUCUGAAGAUGAGCUGGGCGGAGCGGAUGUUGGUUUUCCGGCCGCAGCCCUCCUGACCUGCAGGAGGAGGAGGAGGAGGCCGUCCGCAUGCGCACUGAAGACUCGCGGAACUGGGCGGGGCGCGGGGGCAGCCUGUCAGUUUACUCACAAGUGGUCCAGAGGGGGGCAAAUGUCCUUUGUAUUUUACUUGCAACUGUUUUGUAAAUUUGAGAUGAUUUUGAAAUUUAUAUAAAAAUAAUUAUUUUCAAAA
This is a messenger RNA of Phyllostomus hastatus (greater spear-nosed bat), 4242 nucleotides long. It is a transcript of the gene LDAH, whose product is annotated as lipid droplet associated hydrolase. Gene Ontology annotation, biological process: lipid storage. The transcript is spliced from 7 exons. The record is from RefSeq and is a predicted model, not a curated record. Gene Ontology annotation, molecular function: lipase activity. Bases 104 to 1093 code for a protein of 329 amino acids. Gene Ontology annotation, cellular component: lipid droplet. NCBI's taxonomy places the organism in Eukaryota, Metazoa, Chordata, Mammalia, Chiroptera, Phyllostomidae.